Molecule: messenger RNA, 1765 nt
Organism: Scaptodrosophila lebanonensis
Lineage: Eukaryota; Metazoa; Arthropoda; Insecta; Diptera; Drosophilidae
Gene: speck
Product: dopamine N-acetyltransferase
Exons: 4
Coding region: 523-1374 (283 amino acids)
Molecular function (GO): N-acetyltransferase activity
Source: RefSeq, a predicted model, not a curated record
CCCAAACAUUACUUACGAGUAUAUAUAAAGUUGAAACAGUGGCGAUGUUUGGCAUUAAUAAUCUUAUUUGCAUCGGCUACGUCGGGCUACGAUUUAAGUGCAAGUCUCAACAUUGAAAAAUUUUAAUCACAUACAAAUUAAAUUAAUAUUAAAAGUUUAUUCCCCGAUUAUAUUUAUAUAUCCAAUGUGCGCUAUUGGAUUUUAUCAAUCAAAAGUCAAAGACCAACGAAAACAACAAAUAAAAUUCAUUGGCACAUAAACAAAACCUAUUCAUACGCAACAAAAAGCGUGCAUCGCACAUUUUACGCUUUGCAAACGAUAUAAAUUUUCCUUGGCGAAAUUUUUUAUAUUUGCUGACGACGUCGGUGUGGUGUUUGCCUUUACAAACACCAGAAAACAAGUAGCAUUGUUUAUUAAUUCGCAAAACAAAAGAAAGAACAAAGUUAAAAAACUAGAUACCUGGGUAACUGGCAGAGCAACCGCAUCGCGUGACGCAAAAGAAAUCCAGAAACUAAAUAUAAAAUGGAGGUUCAAAAGAUGCCUGAGCGGCCACUGCUGCAGUCUCAACGUAAAUUGGCAAACAACGAUGCAAUAAUCCUUGACUCCAGAUGUGCGCUGAACGAUCUAUAUCCCAUAGCGCGUCUGACGCAGAAAAUGGAGAGUGUGCUCGGUGCGGCAGGAAAGAUGAAGGGGCAUGAUGAUGAUUGCCCCUACACCAUUGAAUUAGUGCGACCGGAGGAUGGCGAUCAGGUCGUAGCAAUGCUCAAGAAGUUCUUUUUUAAGGAUGAGCCGCUCAAUACAUUUCUUGAUCUCGGAGAAUGCAAGGAACUGGAGAAAUACUCGCUCAAAUCCAUAACGGACAAUUGCUCAUACAAGGCAGUGAAUAAGAACGGGGAAAUCAUUGGCGUCUACUUAAAUGGCUUGAUGCGACGUCCGACAUCGAGCGAAUCCAACAGCGAGAAGGCGGCCGAUUCGUGCGAGCAUCCCAAGUUUAAAAAGAUACUCGCCCUAAUGGACCAUGUGGAGGAACAGUUUAGCAUAUUCGACUUGUACCCGAACGAGGAAGUCAUACUUGAUGGCAAGAUUGUUUCGGUGGACAGCAAUUAUCGCGGCAUGGGCAUAGCGGGUCGACUAACAGAGCGAGCCUAUGAAUAUAUGCGCGAAAAUAACAUUUCCGUCUAUCACGUGCUAUGUUCCAGUCACUAUUCAGCGCGGGUCAUGGAAAAACUGGGCUUCCACGAGGUCUAUAACAUGAACUAUGCUGACUACAAGCCUGAAGGCGAAGUAAUAUUUAAACCAGCGUUACCGCAUGUGGGAGUGAGAAUUUUAGUCAAGGAGCUGGGAGAGAAGUCGACGCAAAAGUCCACAUUGUAAAUAGAAUUCGAGUUGGGCAGAUGAGACCUACUUAUCGGUGUAUUCGUUGGUUGUACAGACAGUAAAUAUUUAAUGCUUUACUUUUGAAUUAAGCAUGUGAUUCUUUAGUUUGUAGUUCGGUGGCGGGUCCCCCUUGUUAAAAGUAGUCAAGUAUUGCACAACCUAAAAGUUAUUGCUAUACUUCUACAAACACUCAAGCAUAUUUAUUAGAUUUGUAGUAAGUGAAUUGUGCUCUGUUUAAUUGUUUCUACUACCUUAAAGUAAAGCCUAGCAACUCAAAUGAAAAAAAAAAUACAAUUUAAAUAUUUAUUUUUUAAUAAUUUGCUCAAUUCUAUUUUUAAGUGUUCAAUGGCAAAUAUGUGCUCAAAUAAAACCAGCUGUUUGAAAAUGA